AUUAUUGUUAGUGUCUGUCAAGAGUCAGGAACAACAAUAACAAAGAGCGCCAAAAUCCAUUUCUUAGAGGUCAAGCCCCGCCACAGCCAACCGAUCAAAUGCUGCAACUGUUCUUCGCGGUGGCGUUCUCGGCGGUGCCAUUGACCCUUUACGUACCGCCGAUCCGAAGCCUCAAUUUGUUCGUCGAGACCCUCGAGAAUUUGUUCCGCCAGUCCGCCCGUUACACUCUCCGUGCCUACCCCUCUAUUCGCCUCGCUGUCUCUCGGAUCUUCCACUCCCUCUUUCGGCUGUCUACGUAGAUGUCACUGCCGUCUCCCUCAUUUCUGUAAAUUUCUCAUUUUUCUUGAUUUUGACUUUUCCCCAAAUUUGUAUUGUUGUUAUUGUUGUUGAAUUUGAAUCUGUGGAGAUGGAGACGAUAGAUUUUGGUUUACACGGAUGUAUUUGUUGUUGGGAAUAACCCCUUUGAUAAUUC
This is a messenger RNA of Rubroshorea leprosula, 472 nucleotides long. The record is from the annotation of a GenBank genome assembly. NCBI's taxonomy places the organism in Eukaryota, Viridiplantae, Streptophyta, Magnoliopsida, Malvales, Dipterocarpaceae.